AUGGAGGAGAUCGAGCGACGCUUCCAGGCGCUCGAGGGAGCGUUGCAGGCUGCCGAACAACGGGUGCAGGCUGCAGAGGAGCGCGCCCUGGCGGCGGAGUCAGCAGCAGCGAGCGCAGGCGCCGCCGCGAGCGCAGGCGCCGCCGCGAGCAGGCCCGUGGCAGCGGCGAGGGCCGCGCCACAGGAUCUGGUGGACACUCGGCUUCUAGCGAAGCCGAAGGCGUUCGGAGGCAGCGAGGACGAGUGGCCAGGGUGGAGCUUCAAGAUGCUCGCGUACCUCGGGGCCCUCGACGAGCAGAUGGCCAACGAACUGACAGCAGCCAUGACGUUCCCGCUGGAAGAGGUGAGGAACGCGAGGCUCCUGGAGGAGGGAGCGAGUCAGCGCAGUCGCCAGCUGUACUUCAUCCUCGUCCUGCUGCUGGAAGGAGCCGCACUGCAGCUCAUCAAGCCGGUCGGCGUCGGAGAAGGGUAUCGGGCGUGGAGGACACUGCAAGACAUGUACGAGCCCGACAGACCCGGUCGCCAUGCAGGACUGCUGCAGGAGCUGAUCGCGUUCCAGUUCCCAGAGGACAACAUCGUGGGGAUGCUGGCGGACUUCGACUUCAAGGUCACGAAGUACGAGAGCCAGAGCCACGAGAGGAUUGGGGACAGGAUCAAGAUGGCGAUCCUCCAGCGGGGGAUUCAGGACGAAGCUCUUCGAGCGCACCUGGUCCACAACGCGUCGAGGCUAGUCACGUGGGAGCUCAUGCGCAACGAGGUGCACAUGGUGAUCUCGACGAGGAGCGCCAUCUCAGCAGUGCCGCCACCAGUUCCGAUGGACACGAGCGCGGUGGAGAAGGCGAGGCGCGAGCGCGACAAGGGCAAAGGAAAGAAGGGCAAGGAAGGCAAAGGCAGGAAGGGCAAGGGCGGCGACAACUCCACGGACCAGAGGAGCCAGGCGGCCAAGGACAGGGCCGAGAAACGGUGCUUCCACUGCCACAAGACCGGUCACGUCAAGAGCGAGUGCAGGAAGUUCCUCGCAGAGCAGAAGAAGAAGAAGGGCACCAACGCGGUCGAGCAGGAGUCGAAGCCGUCGGGAGCUCCACCAGCGGCGAGCGCCGCGGGGAGCGCGGCACCGGUGAUGGCGAUCGCGACCGAAAGCGGGGCAGAGCCACUGUGGUGCCUCGCGAUCGAGCUGGAAGAAGGGCAAGAGUCGUUAUCGAGUGGAGCAGCAGCGACGCCCUCAGCACCAGCGACGACAGCGAUCCACCUUCGUUCGAGCGGGCCGUCAAACGAGCACGCGCAGCAGAGGCAGCCAUUCUUGGUCGGUGCCAGCCCAACCGAGCAGCUGAGCCAGCCAGAGGCGUCAAACGAGCACGAGCAGCCGAGGCAGCCAUUCUUGGUCGGGGCCAGCCCGAUCGAGCAGCUGAGCCGGCCAGGGGCAGCAGACGAGCACGAGACGUUCGAGAACAAGGAGAUCAUCGGUAUCAAUGAGCACUGGGUCAUGGUGGAUUCGGGUGCUGCGCGAUCGGUGUGCCCGCCGAGUCACGGGGCCCACGAGACACUCAGAGACCUGAGCGAGCGCAUCAGGCUGGUCGGAGCGAGCGGCGACGACAUCCCGUGCCACGGCGAGCGCUUCGUCACGUACGCGAAGGACGGGCACAAGAUCGGGGUGGACUACAAGGUCGCCGACGUCAAGAGGCCGGUGCUGGGCGUGUCGCAGGCGGUCGACAAGGGCACGUCGUGGGUGUUCACGCCGAGCGGGAGCUACAUGAUCCCGAAGCCGAUCGAGUUCUCGGACCCAGACGCCGUGCCGCUGGUCAGGCGCAACGACUUGUUCUACCUCAAGAUGGACAGGUACGGCGAAGGCGUCAAGAACUCGCUCGUCAUGCCGGUGCGGGGCGAGGAGCCAGGAGGCGAGCCCGGCGGCGCAUCAGCCGCGUCCAGGGCAGCGGCGAGGGCCGCGCUCCAGGGCGGCGGCGGCGGAGGGGCUGCCGCGACCCGCGCUCAGGCCGAGGCGAGCGAGCCGGCAGCGCAGGCAGUGCUCGAGGAGUCCGUGCCAGUUCGAGUCAAGAAGGAUCCGGUGAAGCCAAGCCUGGCCGAGCAGAGGACGCACGAGCUGGUGCACAUUCCGGCGAGGUCCUGGUGCUGGGUGUGCGUCAGAUCCAAGUUCACGGACGACCCGCACUACAAGGCCGGGCACGAGCGCACGGGCGACGAGGUCCAGAUCGACUACUACUUCCUGGGCCAGCUGAGCAUCCUCAACAUGGUGCACAUGAACUCCCAAGCUAUUCAUGGCAUCAUGGGGCCGAAGGGUACCGACGCCUACAUGGUCAAGACAGCGGUCGCCACCAUUGAGAACUGGGGGCUGGAUCGCAUCGUGCUGAAGCACGACCAGGAGGCGUCGAUCACGGCCCUGGCGAGGGAGAUCAAGGCUCAGCGGAAGGCGCCCACGAUGAUCGAGUCAGCUCAGCGGGCUAACCAUCAAGGAGUCGGUGGAGUGGAGCGCGCCAACGAGGAGCUCGGCAAGCAGAUCAGGGCGCUGCUGUUCUCGGUGGGCGACAACUACAAGCGGGAGCUUCCAGCCGAGCAUGGGCUUCUACCUUGGCUCAUUCGGCACGCUGGCUGGCAGCUCAACCGCUUCACGGUGCACGGCAACGGCAAGACGACCUACGAGGUGCUCAAGGGGAGGCCGUAUCGGGGCGAGCUCGUCAACUUCGCGGAGUGCGUUUGGGCGAGGGACCCCACGCCGACCUCCAAGCUGCAGCCUCGGUGGCACGCGGCGGUGUGGCUGGGCAAGACAGAGGUUUCGGACGAGCACCUGGUGGCGGGUCCAACGCGCACGACGAGGGUGCGCACGGUGAGACGGCGACCGGAGGGCGAGCGGUUCGUGCUGGAGGAGCUGGACAAGUUCGCUGGGGUGCCGUGGGACAUGCACCGGGCUCCACAGAUCGGCAUCGUGCCGACGGGAGCGCCCCAGGUGGAGCCGAACCAGCAGCGGCUGAUGCCGCCACCUCCACCACCGCCGGUGGCCUUACCGGCUGCGGGCCCGGAGGCGCUGGUGCCACCAGCGAUGGUCGGGCCGGCGCCGCCCGCGGGGCCAGGAGGCGCAGGGCUGAGGUCGACGUACAUCACGAGGGCGUUGAUCGACAAGUACGGCUGGACCCCCAUGUGCCCGAGGUGCGUCACAGGCAUGGGAUCGCACAGCGAGGAGUGCCGGAAGAGGAUCGAGAACGAGCUGCGCAAGGAAGAGAUGGCCAGGGCAGCGGCGGAGGCCGCGCCCUCGUCGGCAGCGGCGGGGGCUGCGCCGACGCCGGCGGCGGCGGGAGCCGCGCCGGGGCCAGCGGCUGGGGCUGGAGACGGCAGACCAGGAUCGUCCGGGGAUGCCAGCAUGGCGCCUCGCGACGACCAGGGCGAGGCGUCGGCGAAGAGGCCGCGCCAGACAGCGGCGAUCACAGUCGGGUCGCUCGCAGUCGGGGCCUUCGUGGAGAUCAAUCCCUGCACGUACGAGGGCCUGGACCAGCAGUCCCACGAGGAGCUCGAGACGGUCACGGAGAUCGAGAGCUGCGAGCCGCUGGAGAUCGGGAUGUUCGAGGUCAGCCCCGUCGAGCCGGCGGCGAUCACGGUCCUGCCAGACACGGAGAAGCACGUGUACGACGCGAGGAGCGGGAAGGAGCUCCCCAGGGACCUGGCCAGGCGCGGGCGCGAGGCCGAGAUCGAGGAGAUGCGACGACACGGCGUCUUCGAGGAGGUCCGCGUGGCCGAGAGCCGGGGCAAGGUGGUGCGUUUCAAGUGGGUCGAGGACCUGCGCACCAAGGACGGCGUCGCCAUGGAGAUCAACACGUACGGCCGAGAGGACUGCAACGCGGGCACGCCGCCGAUCGCCAUCGUCAGGCGCAAGAUCAGGUGGACGGGCAAGGGGUUCGUCUGGAUCGGCGACACGAAGCACGUGACGAGGUGCGUGGAGCUGCUGGGCCUCACGGAGUGCAAGCCGGCGGACACGCCUGGGAGCAAGGCCACGGGCAAGAGCGUCCGGGAGGCGCUGGAUCCGCUUCCGCACGACGAGGCGAAGCUCUACCAGCAGGUCGCGGGGCUCGUCAACUACGUGGCGGUAGACAGGCCGGACAUCCAGUUCGCGGUGAAGGUGAUCCUCACGGACAUGGGGAAGCCCACAGUCAUCAGCAUGCUUAGGCUGAGGCGGUGCGUGCGGUAUCUCCACGGUCGGCGCGAGCUCGGGUGGUUCUACGAGAAGCAGGAGAUGCCCAAGGAGGAGGAUGAGAUCACGAGGAAAUCGACCAGCUCCGUGUACGGCUUCUUUGGCAGCCACCUCCUGGAGACCCAGGUGGCGUCGCAGCCCGUCGUCGCGCUCAGCAGCGGAGAGGCCGAGUUCUACGCCAUCGGCCGAGGCGCGGCGAGUGCGAUCAUGAUGCGGCAGUUCUACCAGCAGUGUGGCAUCGAGGUCGCGUCGAAGGUUCACAGCGACUCGAAUGCAGGCAGGGCGAUCGCGACGCGGAUCGGCAGUGGCAAAGUACGGCAUCUACAGAUACGAGACCUGUGGGUGCAGGAACGAGUCAGGCUCGGCGAGCUACAGCUCGGGCGAGUCGACACGGAGAGCAACAGGAGCGACUUGGGGACCAAGCAUCUGGACGGCAAGCGGGUGCUCAAGUUGCUGGAGAUGUCCAACCUGCGGCUUCUGACCAAGGGGCUCGCCGCGGGCGUGGGCGUCACUUUCACGGAGGCGGCCGAGUACGGAGACAAGCAGUGCUCCACGGCCGCUGACGACGAGGUCGAGUCGAACAUCGGCUCGAUCGUUCUCGCCAUGAUCGUGUUCAUCAUCGUGCUGGUGCUCGCGGUCAAGGGCGCAGUUGUGUGCACGAGAGGAGCGGUGCAGCUCUUCUCAUCUGGGGCGGCGAGUGCUGCCCCACCAGCGGGAGCGGCGAGGGCUGCCCCGCAGGCCGACGGCACGGCGGGGCCCGAGGCGGCGUCGAAGGACGCGCCUGAGGGGCAUGUCGUUUCUCGGGCAGCGGCGAUAGCUGCGCCUGAGCGGGUCGCCGAAGGGCGAGACCUCGGUUCGGAGUACUUCGGGAAGAUGCUGGCUGAGGCCACCGUGGCAGAGCUCAAGGAGGAGCUCAGGUGGCGGAAGCUGCCAGUGAGCGGCUUGAAGGCGGACCUCAUCGUCCGUCUGUCGAGGGACGGCGGCCAGCACAUGGCCAGCAGUGAGGGGCUGGCUGCAGCGGCGUGGGCCGCGCGGCUGGUUCCAGGCAGGGUGCCUAUCCGAGCGUUUCGCUCGGAUGCGAGUCUAGGCUCGCACCUAGGCGCGCUUCUCAGCAGCACGGGGUAG
Molecule: messenger RNA, 5319 nt
Organism: Prorocentrum cordatum
Lineage: Eukaryota; Dinophyceae; Prorocentrales; Prorocentraceae
Source: the annotation of a GenBank genome assembly